This is a messenger RNA of Fonticula alba, 270 nucleotides long. RefSeq lists its product as hypothetical. Lineage: Eukaryota; Rotosphaerida; Fonticulaceae. The record is from RefSeq and is a predicted model, not a curated record. Bases 1 to 270 code for a protein of 89 amino acids. The transcript has 2 exons.
AUGCUCCAGCGCCUUAUCUUCUGCAAGCCCAGCACCGCCAUGUGCUGCACCAUCCUGGCCAUCUGCGGCAUCAUCUUCGGUAUCUGCAUGGGCCUCGCCUAUAAGUUCGAGUUCAGCCAGCUUGUCAGCGGCCCCGCUGGCCAUGUCGCCAACGACCCGGCCGCUGUUGCCACCAGCUGCUUCAUCGCCGCUGGCCUCUACGUUGCCUGCCUGCUCGUGGCCCUCUGCCAGAUGGGUCUCAGCAAGGCCAAGGCCCGCAACUCGGCCUAA